Arabidopsis thaliana (thale cress) is the source of this 321-nucleotide messenger RNA. RefSeq lists its product as uncharacterized. The coding region runs from base 1 to 321 and encodes 106 amino acids. NCBI's taxonomy places the organism in Eukaryota, Viridiplantae, Streptophyta, Magnoliopsida, Brassicales, Brassicaceae. The transcript is spliced from 3 exons. The record is from RefSeq and is marked reviewed.
AUGGUGGUGGUGGAUGAAGGGGAGAUGAAAUUAUGGGUUGACGACAUGAUGGACUACGGUGGCGAUGGUGAGCCGAAACUCAUCAUCACCAUCAAAAACUCAUCAUCACAAUUUGGUUAUUCUCUAAAGUUGAAACAUUUGGACAGUCGUUGGUGGCGGAGGGAUUGUUGGUGGCGGAAGGAUCGUGAAGUCGAAAGAAGAAGAAAAGAUGUGUUGAUGGAGCUAAAUUACAGGGGUAAAUUAGUCAAUCUCAUUCACAGAAAAUGCUUUAUCCUGUUAGCCCUUUAUGAAAAUGCUCAAUCCCUAAUUUUUGGGCCAUAA